Molecule: messenger RNA, 804 nt
Organism: Exophiala viscosa
Lineage: Eukaryota; Fungi; Ascomycota; Eurotiomycetes; Chaetothyriales; Herpotrichiellaceae
Exons: 2
Coding region: 128-685 (185 amino acids)
Source: RefSeq, a predicted model, not a curated record
AUCGUCUACGCAGGAGGAACUCGAUAUCUUUCACGCAGCUCAGCCUCGCACUGUACAGUUGUUGUUUGAUUGCUACGUCUAGCAGAUUUCCACGUCUGCUCCUGCCUUUUGUGCCUUUUCUUGUAUCAUGAUGAUGAUUCUUCCCACCGCCGAGCUUACAAUGUACGGAAUGCCUUCCUCAGUAAGCGUAGCUGCCGUCAGAGAAGGUGUUGCCUAUGACGCGUUGGCAACCUCGUCACCUCAAUCAUAUCAUGCUGUAUGCGUGAUGCCGACUACCUCUUGCUCCUUCCCUAGUGUACCUACCCAGUGUGUUGCUUCUUUCUUGCUCCUUCCUCGACGUUGCUUCCCUCUCCUAUCAAGGAAGGACGCCCACCCACCCAAGUUUCCACUCCUUAAAUAUGCUGCUCUCCCUCUUCUUCCUCGAUUCUUCUUCUUCAUUCUUCCAUAUCAUCCUGCUCAACCCAAGCCGUCUUCGAAUGCCCUCCAUCACCUGCAUUGGUUCAUGGCCAUACAAUCCUCCAGUCUUCCACAUCUUUCCCUCAUCAUCUCGAUCAUCAUCUCGAUCAUGUCCAUCAUGUCCAUCAUCUCCACCAUCAACAUCAUCAUCGUCACCUCCAUCACCUCCAUCAAUACCACUUGCAUCAUCAACAACAACGACAACUUGCCUCAUUCCACUUACCCUUGAGGUAUGACUAGUACGCCAUCCACGAUGUCUUCACCAUAGACUGCUCCAACAGUCAGCCCAGAUCCCACGGCCUCUUUGUACGCCCCACGUGGACGAGUCUCCUCAUGUCUCGAGGUUCC